AUGCGUUUGGCUUUGACAGAUGCCUAUGGAGCUCUUAGUAUCGCAGUGCCGUCUCGACUAUACUAUCCACUCCCCACAGAAGACAAACCAUUAUCAGGAAAGCGACUCGGGGUCAAAGAUAUCUACGACCUCAAGGGAGUUCGCACUAGUGGCGGGAACAGAGCGUACCGAGACCUCGUCAAUCCUGCCCCUGAGAGCGCGGCAGCAUUACAAAAGCUGAUUGAUCUGGGCGCUGUCGUUAUCGGAAAGACGAAGACCACACAAUUUGCGCUUGGAGAGCGGCCAACCGCUGACUAUGUGGAUCAGUUAGCACCCUUUAAUCCCAGGGGAGAUGGUUACCAGCAUCCUCAAGGGUCGUCGGCGGGUUCCGGAGCUGGACUCGCAUCAUACAACUGGAUGGACAUUGCAACUGCGUCGGACACGGGUGGAUCUGUUCGCCUACCAGCCAUGGCAAAUGGUCUUUUCGGCAUGCGUGUCACUAACGCCUCACUGCCGCUUGAUGGAAUUCUACCCAUAUCAGCAAUUUUCGAUACGCCGGGCGUAUUGGCUCGCUCGGCUCGGCUGCUACAAGCCGUACAUAGAAGAUGGUAUCCAGCCAAGGUAUAUACGUCUUAUCCCAAGCGUAUCGUUUUACCCGACCUGUUCUGGCCCACUGUGAAUGGAACAAGCAUGCACAUCUUCGAUUCGUUCAUCUCCCAGCUCGCUACCUUCCUUGAUGCCAACUUGACAACCUUCAACGCCAAUGCCAGCUUUAAUACAUACACGAACACUUCCGAAGGCCCGGCAUCAUACAUUGGCUCCACAUACUCUGAUAUCACCAACGUCGAUCAAUACCGCGACCUAGGUCUACCAUUCAGGGAGCAGUACAUCGCCAAGUUCGGCAGAGCACCGUAUUGGAAUCCACAAACACGAGCGCGAUGGAACCGGGCUGCUACCUUGCCAACCUCCAGUUACACCACUGCUAUCGAGCGCACAAAGACGUUUCAAUCAUGGUUUCGAGAAACUCUAACGCCCACAUGUGAAUCCACAUUGGUGUUAUAUCCCAUGGGCGCUGGUACAGAAGACUAUCGUGACAUAUACACCACUGCACCGGGUGGUAUCUUUGCUGCGGGGCUACCCGGGAAUCAGAUGUCUGUUUUGGCUGCACUGCCUGACUACACUAUUCCAAUUGGUGAAAGGACUUAUUUCAGCAGGGUAACCGAGAGAAAUGAGACGCUGCCUAUUACAAUUGGCAUGGUAGCUGCUGCAGGAUGCGAUCAUAUGCUCAUGGACUUCGUCGCUGAGCUUGCAGACGCUGGUAUCAUUUCUGGGGACGUGAAGACAGGCUCCAUGGCUUCCGCCGCUGCCCUUGCCUUUCCAGGUGCAGAAGGUUUUGGUCGCAACGCGGCCGGUGGUCGUGGCGGUACCGUUUACGUUGUCACCAACCUCAACGACAGCGGUGAAGGCUCGCUCCGUGAUGCCGUUUCCAAACCCGACCGCAUCGUUGUGUUCGCCAUCGGUGGGUUGAUUAAGAUCACUGAGCGCAUGGUCGUGUCGAAACGCAUAUCCAUUCUUGGGCAAACAGCACCUGGUGAUGGCAUUACAGUAUACGGCAACGGCUGGAGUUUCAGCAAUGCUGACGAUGCAGUCGUACGGUAUUUGCGCAUCAGAAUGGGAAAAGGAGGUAGUAGUGGCAAAGAUGGCAUCACGAUUGCAGAGGGGAGCAACAUGAUCUUCGACCACGUCUCUGUAACCUGGGGCCGAGACGAAACUUUUUCGAUAUCUGGUUCAGAAGUCGGUAACAUCACCAUCCAGAACAGUAUCAUUGGGCAGGGUCUUCAGACACAUUCUUGUGGCGGUUUGAUGCAAACAAAUGUCGGGAAUGGUAUCAGUCUGUUCCGCAACUUGUACAUUGACAACAAGACGAGAAAUCCAAAAGUCAAGGGUACGAAUGACUUUACCAACAACGUUGUCUACAACUGGGGAGGAGGCGGCGGAUACAUUGCUGGAGAUUCAAGUGCAGCGAGCGAAGCGAAUAUCGUUGGAAACUAUUUUGUUAGUGGCCCGAGUACCAGCGUAACAGCCUUCACGCGAGGAAACGAGAACUUCAAGGGAUACGUUGAAGGAAACUUCUAUGAUUCUAAUCGCGAUGGUGUAUUGGACGGAUCGGAGCUUGGUGUAGCAUCCAGCAACUAUGGCGGCAUGAACAUCCAGGCAGCAAAAUUUCCUUUUCCGGCACCCGAGAAAGCCUUGUCAGCCAACGAUGCGUUGACGCUUGCUGAGAAGUCUGUUGGUGCAAGCAAAGUCCGCGAUGCGGUUGAUGCGCGACUCGUUGAAGAGUUGAAGAGCUAUGGGAAGACGGGAGAGUUGAUCAGUGAUGAGAAUGCUAGUCCAAUGGCCGGACCAGGAACUAUUGAUGGCGGAGAGCAAUGGGUUGACGCGAACGGUAAUGGCAUACCCGACGAUGUCGAAGAACAAUUCAAAGACGUGGAGGAAUGGGCAAAUAGCUUAGUACCGAGUAGCUACUAG
This is a messenger RNA of Alternaria postmessia, 2508 nucleotides long. RefSeq lists its product as uncharacterized. The transcript has 4 exons. The record is from RefSeq and is a predicted model, not a curated record. The coding region runs from base 1 to 2508 and encodes 835 amino acids. NCBI's taxonomy places the organism in Eukaryota, Fungi, Ascomycota, Dothideomycetes, Pleosporales, Pleosporaceae.